CUUCAGAUUCCGUCCUCCCCGCUACUUUGACUCGUAGUCGCUAAAUGGCGUUGCUCAUUGUGGGAGGCUGCGGUUAAUAACUAUUCCUUCCCUGCAUUUGCGAAUUGAUCCCGUCUGUGGUGAAAACGAUGGCGACGUUGGACCAGAAAUCCCCCAACGUCCUCCUGCAGAGCCUGUGCUGCAGAAUCACGGGGAAAAGCGAAGCUGAAGUCGCCCACCAGUUUCAGUAUGCCGUCCGAGUCAUCGGCAACAACUACGCUCCCACUUUUGAGCGAGACGAGUUCCUGGUGUCGGAGAAGAUCAAGAAGGAACUGGUGAAGCAGAGGAGGGAGGCGGACGCUGCUCUCUUCUCAGAGCUGCACCGAAAACUCCAGACUCAGGGUGUUCUGAAGCACCGCUGGGCGGUUCUUUACCUGCUGCUGAUUCUCUCUGAAGACCCCCGCAAACCAUCCUCCAGGGUUGGAAACUACGGGGGCCUGUUUGCCCAGGCCCUCCCCAGGGACGCCCACUCCACCCCGUUUUACUGCACUCGGCCCCAGAGCCUGUCGCUGGGUCACGGGGAACGGACCGCCGCCCUGGUGGGGAGCGUCGGGACCAGCGGGAUUUCCAGCUUGGGGGUGUACACGCUGAACGGCCCCACGCCACAGUCGCUGCUGGGGGGUCAGGUGCCUCCGUCUGCCGCUGGAGCUGCUCCAACUCUGGGCUCACGGUUAGCCUGGGCUCUUCCCAUAAGCUCCUCCCCUUCUGCAUUGGCCCCGCCCAGCGCCCGACUUCCCCUCGGACCUCCGGUGCCGACGGCCAGAGUGAUCCGUCCUCGCCAAGACGCCGAUCUGACUGGUGAGGUCCACGAGGCUGCGCUGGUGCGGGACAUCCUGUACGUCUUCCAGGGAAUCGACGGGAAGUUCAUCAAGAUGAACGUCCAGGAGAACUGCUACAAAAUCGACAGCAAGGUGGUGCUAUGCAAAUCCCUGAGGGACACCAGCAGCAGACUGGCCGAACUGGGCUGGCUCCACAACAAAGUGCGGAAGUACACGGACGCCAGGAGCCUGGACCGGGCCUUCGGGUUGGUGGGGCAGAGCUUCUGUGCCGCGCUCCAUCAGGAGCUGAAGGAGUACUACCGGCUCCUCUCGGUCCUCCACUCACAGGUAAACCCGCUACGGGAGGAGGAGGCGCCUCAAGUCCACCGUGUUUUUCUGCAGGUGGAGGACGAACACGGCGUGACCAUGUGCACCGAGAGCAGUUUGACCCUCAGGAGGCUGCUGGUCUGGAUGUACGACCCCAAGGUUCGCCUCAAAACGCUCGCCGCCCUCGUCGACUUCUGCCAAGGCCGAAAGGGGGGCGAGCUGGCCUCGGCGGUCCACGCUUACGGCAAAACGGGCGACCCUCAGAUGAGGGCGCUGGUUCAGCACAUCCUCUGCCUGGUGUCACACCCCAUCCUCAACUUCCUGUACCGGUGGAUCUACGACGGGGAGCUGGAGGACACCUACCACGAGUUCUUCGUAGCUUCAGACCCCAACGUGAAGACGGACCGUCUGUGGCACGACAAGUACUCCCUCAGGAAGUCCAUGAUCCCCUCCUUCAUCACCAUGGACCAGGCCCGCAAGGUGCUGCUCAUCGGAAAGUCCAUCAACUUCCUGCAUCAGGUCUGUCACGACAGAACGCCGCCCGGCAAGAUCACGCCAGCCUCCAAACCUGCAGACACGCCCAAAGACGCUGCAGAGCUCCUGUCCGACCUGGAGGGGGCGUUCCAGGAGAAAAUCGAUGCCGCUUAUUUCGACACCAGCAAAUAUCUGCUGGAUGUCCUGAACCGCAACUACCUGCUUCUGGAGCACCUCCAGGCCAUGAGGCGAUACCUGCUGCUGGGCCAGGGGGACUUCAUCCGACACCUGAUGGAUCUGCUGAAGCCUGAACUGGCUCGCCCUGCUACCACCUUAUACCAACACAACCUGACCGGUAUCCUGGAGACGGCCAUCAGAGCCACCAACGCGCAGUACGACAACGCCGAGAUCCUGAAGAGGCUUGACGUGCGCCUGCUGGAGGUGUCCCCCGGCGAUACGGGCUGGGACGUCUUCAGCCUGGACUAUCACGUGGACGGCCCCAUCGCCACGGUGUUCACCAGGGAGUGCAUGGGCCACUACCUGCGCGUCUUCAACUUCCUGUGGAGGGCCAAAAGGAUGGAGUACACGCUCACCGACAUCUGGAAGGGACAGAUGUGCAACGCCAAGCUGCUCAAAACCAUGCCCGAACUGUCCGGCGUCCUGCAUCAGUGUCACAUCUUGGCCUCGGAGAUGGUCCACUUCAUCCACCAAAUGCAGUACUACAUCACCUUUGAGGUCCUGGAGUGUUCGCGGGACGAGCUGUGGAACAAGGUGCAGCAGGCCCAGGAUCUGGAUCACAUCAUCGCGGCUCACGAAGUCUUCCUGGACACCAUCAUCUCCAGAUGCCUGCUGGACAACAACAGCAGGUCUCUCCUGAACCAGCUGAGGGCCAUUUUUGACCAGAUCAUCGAGUUCCAGAACGCCCAGGACUCGCUGUACCGCUCCGCCCUGGAGGAGCUGGCCCUCCGCCUGCAGUACGAGGAGAAGAAGCGGCAGAGAGAGGAGGAGGGGGAGUGGGGGGUGACGGCCGAACAGGAAGCCGAGGAGAAGAGGCGGGUCCAGGAGUUCCAGGGCACCAUUCCAAAGAUGCGCUCCCAGCUCCAAAUCCUCACUCACUUCUACCAGAGCAUCGUGCAGCAGUUCCUGGUGCUGCUGACGACCAGCCCGGACGAGAGCUUACGCUUCCUGAGCUUCAGGCUGGACUUCAACGAGCACUACAGGGCCAGAGAGCCGAGGCUGCGCGCGUCCAUCGGUGCCACGAGGGGGCGGCGGCUGUCAUACAUCUGACAGAGCACCGUGGCAACACGCCCCCGUCCGAACGCCACGCAGGACCCCGGUGGCAAAGUGAUGACGUCGGCAGAGACGGCUCUGAUGAGGUCAGCUGGGCGGCACCUCCCCCCCUCCAGGAAGACAAGGACUUCCUAAACCUGCAGGUCACCUCGGAGUCUGGUGACGGCGUGAGGAGGCGGCGCCGUCGGAGCGAGCUCUCCGACCCACACAAGGCCUCACGGCACGCCUUAACCACAGCAGAACACUGUGCGUCCACGCCACCAUGGAGGCGUUUCCUCGCAAGGGCUCCACCCACCCAGGUGUGACGCGUUUCCUGUCCGUGCUGUUUGCAGUGUUUCCAAUCGAACUUUAUUUAAACACACUGACCUGACGGCAAGCACGCCGUCUCACCUGUGACGGCUUUUCCAGGUGUUUCUUUCUCCAAAUGUAAAUAUUCCUCGUCAAAGGAUUAUUUUCUAUGUAGAGACUUUACAGAAAGUAUUUAUUGUUUGGAUUUGUUUUUCUACCCGACGAAGGAGGACGACCUUCUGCAUCGUUUCCGUUCUCCCUCAUGAACCUUUAGCAUCUCCUGGCUCCAUUGAAGGUCGUGACGUUUUUUUACUUUUCUGGCUGCGUUGAUGCUGCGUUAGGUCUGCAGGCCUUUGACGGGUUCACAAACGUACCGGCGUGGAACCCGGAAGCGAGCGGGGCGAUGCCGUUCAGAUACCAUCCAUCCGUUUAAUAAAAAUGUUUUUAUGGA
Molecule: messenger RNA, 3627 nt
Organism: Oryzias latipes (Japanese medaka)
Lineage: Eukaryota; Metazoa; Chordata; Actinopteri; Beloniformes; Adrianichthyidae
Gene: tubgcp3
Product: tubulin gamma complex component 3
Biological process (GO): spindle assembly; cytoplasmic microtubule organization; microtubule nucleation
Cellular component (GO): gamma-tubulin complex; spindle pole; microtubule organizing center
Molecular function (GO): gamma-tubulin binding; microtubule minus-end binding
Source: RefSeq, a predicted model, not a curated record